GGGGCGGCCCGGGGGCGGGGGCCGCGGGCGGCCCGGGGCUGGGGAGGCCGCCGCCUCCCUGGGCCUGCCGGGGCGGCCGCCUCCGCGAUGCCGCUGCUAGUCGAGGGGCGGCGAGUGCGGCUGCCGCAGUCCGCGGGGGACCUCGUGCGCGCCCACCCGCUUCUGGAGGAAAGAGCCAGACUUCUCAGAGGUCAGUCUGUUCAGCAAGUGGGACCCCAGGGCCUUCUGUAUGUUCAGCAAAGAGAGCUUGCAGCGGCCUCCCCGCAGGAUGGCUCCAUCUCCAUCCUGGGUUCUGAUGAUGCCACCACCUGUCACAUUGUGGUCCUGAGGCACACAGGUAACGGGGCCACCUGCCUGACCCACUGUGACGGAAGUGACACCAAAGCGGAGGUCCCCCUGAUCAUGAGCUCCAUCAAAUCCUUCUCCGACCACGCUCCGUGUGGAAGGCUGGAAGUGCACCUCGUGGGAGGCUUCAGUGAUGACAGGCAGUUGUCACAAAAACUUACUCAUCAACUUCUUAGUGAAUUUGACAGACAAGAAGAUGACAUUCACUUAGUGACGCUGUGUGUGACAGAACUAAAUGACCGGGAAGAAAAUGAAAAGCACUUUCCAAUCAUCUAUGGCAUCGCGGUCAACAUUAAAACUGCGGAGAUUUACAGAGCCUCCUUCCCAGACCGAGGCCCGGAGGAGGAGCUGCGUGCCGCCCGAGCUCUGACAGGAGGCCCAAUGAUUAGUAUUUACGACGCAAAGACAGAACAACUUCGUAUAGGACCGUACUCCUGGAUGCCAUUUCCACAUGUGGAUUUCUGGCUGCAGCAAGAUGAUAAGCAAAUACUAGAGAACCUCUCCACUUCACCUCUGGCUGAGCCACCCCACUUUGUUGAACAUAUUAGAUCUACCUUGAUGUUCUUAAAAAAACACCCAUCUCCAACCAACGCACUGUUUCCCGGAAACAAGGCUCUCCUCUACAAAAAAAAUGAAGAUGGUUUAUGGGAAAAGAUCCCUUCUCCAGGAAGCUAAACACGGGCAUCACCAAAGAGCAACUUUUGGCCUGAGAGACACCACCAUGGGGACCGUGGGGCCUGGAAAGAAUACGAACCAGAAUCCGCAUCCGCUGAAUCUUAGGUCGCUUUCCUUACUGUCCUUCAAAUGACUUUAAAAAUAAAAUCUUAUUUUCGCGAA
Molecule: messenger RNA, 1182 nt
Organism: Acinonyx jubatus (cheetah)
Lineage: Eukaryota; Metazoa; Chordata; Mammalia; Carnivora; Felidae
Gene: NTAN1
Product: N-terminal asparagine amidase
Exons: 10
Coding region: 88-1020 (310 amino acids)
Biological process (GO): ubiquitin-dependent protein catabolic process
Cellular component (GO): nucleus
Molecular function (GO): protein-N-terminal asparagine amidohydrolase activity
Source: RefSeq, a predicted model, not a curated record